Molecule: messenger RNA, 1056 nt
Organism: Morchella importuna
Lineage: Eukaryota; Fungi; Ascomycota; Pezizomycetes; Pezizales; Morchellaceae
Exons: 4
Coding region: 1-1056 (351 amino acids)
Biological process (GO): regulation of signal transduction; regulation of dephosphorylation
Cellular component (GO): cytosol
Molecular function (GO): protein phosphatase 2A binding
Source: RefSeq, a predicted model, not a curated record
AUGGCCCUCAACGAACAAGAAGAUUCUACCUCUCUACGGUCCAUCUUUGAUACUACCUCGCGUCUUCGCGUAGAAAUCGAAGAAUCGUACGACUACCAAAGCGACGCCUAUCAAGAUAAGCUACGCGCUGCGCUCACCUCAUAUCAAAAAUGCAAAGACCUCAUUGAUCAAAUUUCUCUGUUUAGCUCAAACGAAGGACUGGAGGAUGUGAGCUCGAGUGAAAUUAGAUACAUGCUCGUCGACUUCUACCUUGCGGAGCUGAGCUUAAAGGAGAAUGCGCAGAAUAGAGAAACUGUCCUAAAGCGUUCUAGAACACUUUAUAAUAGGUUCUUAUCACUAUGCGAUACCUAUGAUUUGCUUUCUACAACCGACAAAAGUGCGUUUGAGAAGGGCGCUGUCUCGUCUUCUCCUGCGGACCCCGCAACCCGAAGAAAUGAGAAAAUUGCAAAAUAUAAAGCCGAGAAAGAGCUUAAAGCAAAAAUUGAGCAACUCUCACAAAACUCUCACAAUCUUGAUGAAACUGAUGUCCGAGCCCUUCACCUUGCCUCAAUCUCAUUGUCCAUUAUGAAGGCACUACAGGGCCUUGAAAUGAUCUUUCUCGAACUUGACAUUCUUUCACGUGCUCCCAAACCCUCAGACACUCCCCAACCUCCUCCUGAACAGGACUCCCGAUCACAGGGUCGUAAAAACCCUGCAGAUAGCUAUAGCGAAAAGCUCGACCUUAAUAUAGCAUCCAGCAUGAAAGGAGGGCCCUUAUUGUCUUCUUCUGGAAAGCCAUUACGGCCAUUUACUCUACUAGACAGUCGAGAAAGGUUGAAAGCAGGUGUAUUCAAAAGUGGACAUAAUUUGCCGACUAUGACCAUCGAUGAGUACCUGGAAGAAGAGCGAAAAAGGGGAGGUAUUAUUGAGGGUGGGGGGGAAAAGAGCGGGAUAAUACCAGAGCCCGAUGAAGACAACUACGAGAAGGCAGAUGCAGAGACUAUGAAAGCAAGAGAGUGGGACGAAUUUAAAGAAGCCAAUCCAAGGGGUUCCGGCAACACACUAAAUCGAGGAUAG